This is a messenger RNA of Phacochoerus africanus (Common warthog), 2441 nucleotides long. RefSeq names its product forkhead box F1 (gene FOXF1). The record is from RefSeq and is a predicted model, not a curated record. Lineage: Eukaryota; Metazoa; Chordata; Mammalia; Artiodactyla; Suidae. Gene Ontology annotation, biological process: animal organ morphogenesis; regulation of transcription by RNA polymerase II. Gene Ontology annotation, cellular component: nucleus. The transcript has 2 exons. Bases 40 to 1167 code for a protein of 375 amino acids. Gene Ontology annotation, molecular function: RNA polymerase II cis-regulatory region sequence-specific DNA binding; DNA-binding transcription factor activity, RNA polymerase II-specific.
AGCAGCGGCGGCAGCGGCGGCGGCGGCAGCAGCCACCCGAUGUCUUCGGCGCCCGAGAAGCAGCAGCCACCGCACGGCGGCGGCGGGGGAGGCGGCGCGGCCAUGGAUCCCGCGUCGUCCGGCCCGUCCAAGGCCAAGAAGACGAACGCCGGCAUCCGGCGCCCCGAGAAGCCGCCCUACUCGUACAUCGCGCUCAUCGUCAUGGCCAUCCAGAGCUCGCCCACCAAGCGCCUGACGCUCAGCGAGAUCUACCAGUUCCUGCAGAGCCGCUUCCCCUUCUUCCGCGGCUCCUACCAGGGCUGGAAGAACUCCGUGCGCCACAACCUCUCGCUCAACGAGUGCUUCAUCAAGCUGCCCAAGGGCCUCGGGCGGCCGGGCAAGGGCCACUACUGGACCAUCGACCCGGCCAGCGAGUUCAUGUUCGAGGAGGGCUCCUUUCGGCGGCGGCCGCGCGGCUUCCGAAGGAAAUGCCAGGCGCUCAAGCCCAUGUACAGCAUGAUGAACGGGCUCGGCUUCAACCACCUCCCGGACACCUACGGCUUCCAGAGCUCCGCUGGCGGCCUCUCGUGCCCGCCCAACAGCCUGGCGCUGGAGGGAGGUCUGGGCAUGAUGAACGGCCACUUGCCGGGCAACGUGGACGGCAUGGCUUUGCCCAGCCACUCGGUGCCCCACCUGCCCGCCAACGGCGGCCACUCUUACAUGGGCAGCUGCGGUGGGUCCGCGGCCGGCGAGUACCCGCACCACGACAGCUCCGUGCCCGCCUCCCCGCUGCUGCCCGCGGCUGCUGGCGGGGUCAUGGAGCCCCACUCGGUGUACUCCGGCUCCGCGGCCGCCUGGCCGCCCUCCGCCUCCGCGGCCCUCAACAGCAGCGCCUCCUACAUCAAGCAGCAGCCCCUGUCCCCCUGCAACCCCGCGGCCAACCCUCUGUCUGGCAGCCUCUCCACGCAUUCCCUGGACCAGCCAUAUCUGCACCAGAACAGUCACAACGCCCCAGCGGAGCUGCAAGGCAUCCCGCGGUAUCAUUCGCAGUCGCCCAGCAUGUGUGACCGAAAGGAGUUCGUCUUCUCUUUCAACACCAUGGCGUCCUCGUCCAUGCACUCGGCCGGCGGCGGCUCCUACUACCACCAGCAGGUCACCUACCAGGACAUCAAGCCCUGCGUGAUGUGAGACCACAGCCCUCGGGGCCCUCGGACACGGGCUGGCCGGGUGCAGGGACCCCGGAACCCGUCGCCAGGAACUGCUCUGUUCUUGAGGUAUAACCAUCGGCAGAAAAAAAGGGUUCGACCCCUCCCAACCGGAUUAUAUUAUUCGGGAAGGAAUCCCCAAGGCAAAGACCCAGCCCUGUGGUCAGCACCUCCCCCCACGCCCUCACCAGUAUUUCUAAAUGGUGGUGGUGGGACCUGAUCUGACUGUGGCUGUUGGUGAAUAAAUAUCUAUUUUUGAUCCUGUUGCAAGCCGGCUGAGAAGGUGCUGUGUUGGGGAAAAACCUUCAACUACAUCAGAAUUCUGCUGAGGUCUCUCCCCCUCUUCCCCUCCAGCGGCCAAAGUUGGGGAAGGUUUUUAGGAGAAAGGCAAACGCGUGAGACCAUCAUUAUCAAAUACUUUUAUUUUUUGGUUGAGUAUUUAUCUUUUAAUUUUUAAUUUUUUUUUUUUUUGGAAAGAAUGUCUUGGAAUGCUCGUCUCCUUUUAGAGCCGUCUCUUGCAGGGAAGCGGGGGCAAGAAACGGCUUCUCCCUCCCCACCUCAGAAGCCCUCCGUCAACCACAGGUGGAUCCUUGUGCAAAUAACUUGCAUUGCUGACGCCACUGCUCGUCUUGGGGGAGAAGCCAGAAGGAGCCCAGAAGCAGCGGCUCCAGGCUCUCGGCCCUCCACGUCCCCCUCCGCCUCCUCUCCUUCCUUCUCUGCGGUCCUUCUGGUUUGGUUUCCAGCUUUACUUGGACGUUUUAGGCGGGGGGUCUUCUCCCGAGCCCCGGCCGUCUCCCGAUCUCUACUGUAAACUUCGUGCUGGGAGACGGGGGCGGGCAGGGCGCCGCGGGGACGGGAAGGCCCGCCGGGCGCGCGGAUUCAGGAUUGCGGUGUCGCAGAAAGGUUAAGGCACUUUUUGAAACGAUAGCAAGGCUCAUCCUGUUAUUUAUUCUACGUUCUCUCCCUAAUAAUCGAAACACCGCAUAGGCUCCUCCGUUUAUCAGUAUUAAUGGUGUAACUUUGUUGGCAAUAUUUGCCGCGUAGAAAUUUUUUUUUUUUUUUAGAUAUCCAUUGUAAAUUUGAAACUAAGUCCGAUCUGUGUAAAAACAAAUUUCCAUAUGUUUUAUAUAAAUAUAUAUAUAUAAAAUGAAGGAUUCCUUCCCUUUUUUAGUAUUUUGGCUGCUGGGGUGCAGCGUUUGUGACACGUAUUUUAAAUUUCCUUCUGCACUGUAUAAAAAUGACAAUUUAAGGAUGUUU